Molecule: messenger RNA, 2853 nt
Organism: Drosophila subobscura
Lineage: Eukaryota; Metazoa; Arthropoda; Insecta; Diptera; Drosophilidae
Gene: Vrp1
Product: WAS/WASL-interacting protein family member 1
Biological process (GO): actin filament polymerization
Cellular component (GO): actin filament; cytoplasm
Molecular function (GO): microtubule binding; actin binding
Source: RefSeq, a predicted model, not a curated record
AUAUCCAAAGCGGAGAUGAGACUAAAGAGAAGCUCUAAGAAAAAAAUGGCCAUACCGCCCCCACCGGGACCACCGCCUCCGCCAGGGCCCCCGCCCCCCCCGGCCAUGGGCGGCUUGAAGCUGGGCGGCGGCGGUGGAGGCAAAGGUGGCGCAGAUCCACGCUCUGCCCUGCUCAGCUCCAUACAGAAGGGCACCAAGCUCCGCAAGACGAACACCGUGGACAAGAGUGGGCCAGCGAUUUCGGGCAAGGUCUGUGGAGCAGGCGACCCUGCGGCAGGAGGCGCCAAGAGAACCCUCAACAACAACAACGCCAACACCAGCAACAACAACAGCAGCAGCAGCAGCGGCGGCGGCGGCGGCAGCAGCAACGGCCUUGGCAAUGGAGCGCCCAAAUUGGGGGGCCUGUUCGAAGGCUACUCGCAAAUGCCGAAGCUGAAGCCCGUGAACGGCUAUCGCAGUAGCAGCAGCAGCGGCAGCGCCUCCACCACCACCAGCCUCGGAGCAGCGGCGGCCGCGUCACCAGCACAACAGCAACGAAGCCACAGCCCCCCCACAGCGGCCACGGCCGCUGCCGCAGCCAGCAACGGACCCAUGGACUUCAACACAGAGCUGGCCAUGCACCUAACACUGAAGCGCCAGAAGGCGCAGCAGAAGCAGCAACAGUCGCCGCACGCACCCAGCGCACAUAUCAAUGCCACAGAAGCAAAUCUGAAAACAAAUCGUGGACCUCCACCGCAACCGCCAAAGCAAACCAACUCAAGUGAUUCGAUAUUGGAGCGCAUGAACAUCGUACCCCGCCCUGCCCCGCCGCCAGCUGCUCCCGUCAAAGCCGCCUCGCCCACGCUCUCGGAGAGCGGCAGCAACAGCAGUGCCAGUGCCAGUGCCAGAGCCAGAGCCAGUGCCGGCGGCAUUGGCAGCGUCAAGAGCAAGGCGGCCAAUCUAAAUAUCUCGUUAGGGAAUAGUUUUGUAAAUAGUUCGAUGGCAAAGACCGCUGCGAGUGCCUCCACGACGUCGCUGAACUCGAGCAAGACGUCCGCGGCGGGAUCGCUGCGCAACCUGGCGCCCAAUAAGUCAACGCUAUUCGGUGGUGCUGGUUCUUCUAGUGGUGCUGGUGGUGGUGGUUCGCAGCAAACUUCGCCCCCAUCGACGGCCAGCAGUACGCCCACACCGCCGCCGCCUCAACCACAGUCCCAGACACAAUCGCAGUCGCAGCAGCAGAAGCCGGCCAUCAGCUUCGGCAAGCCAAACUUUGCUCCAAAGCCGCCGGGGCUCCAGCAGUUGAUUCUGGUCAACGGACAGCAGCGUCCGGCGGUGACGCGGCACCACAGCAUGAAGUCGCCCAGAUCUCCGCCAGCGGUUGGGCCUUUGUUCCCCACCCAGCAGCAUUUCGGGACCAUGAGGGCUGCGCCACAGCUGCAGGGCAGCGACGGCAGCGUCGCCAGCAUGCGCUGUGCCCCAAAUCCACCAAAGUCACGGCCAUCGGUGAAGCCCCCACCACCGCCAACACCGGCGCGCAGCUUCUCCAAUAGCAAUCUGAACAACAUCGGAGCUGGAGGAGCAUCUACGGCGCCGUUUAGUGCCGUGAACACGGCCCUGGUGCAGAGUGCGGCGUGCACGACGCAAGCCUCCUCGUCGCCCAUCACCCAACCGCCCUCCAGUUCCAGCAGCAGCAGCAGCGUGGCCGCCCUGCGCGACCAGUUCCGUGCCGUUGGCAUCGGGAACGGUAUGAACGGUGGGAACGGCAAUUCCUCGCCACCCCUGCCGCCGCUGCCUGCCCCAACGUCCGUCUCGUCGGCAUCAUCAUCGGCCACGGCCAGCCCCAAAUCAUCGACCGUCAGGCCGAUCAUUUUGAAUGGGGGCCCCAUCAAUCCACCAGCCCCGCCGCCCCACCGCAGCUGUCCACCUCCACCACCGCCGCAGCGACAAUCGAGCACUCAGGAUGUUCGAGUGAAGUUCUGGUUGUUCAAGAGGCUGCUCUCGCUUAGGCAAAUUCUAAAACGGAAGCACAGCCACGUCCGCCCACCAUUCAAGGUUAUCCAAAUGCUGAUGCCCAUCGGCAAGCGCAACGCUGGAUCCGGAUCUGGGUCGGGUGCGGGAGCGCCAGUGCCGCCACAGCGGCACUCAUCCAUACGGCCUAACGCACCGCUGACGCCACCCACGCACAUGGCCAACGCCUCGCAUCAGUUUGGCAGCAAUUCCGGACUGUCGGCAGGAGGAGGAACAGGAACAGGAUCAGGUGCAGGAGGUGCAGCUGCAGCUGCAGGAGCAACUGUGGGGCGCCUGGUCAUCGAUCUGGAGACAAAGUUCGGGAAGCGAUUCCACAAUGUGACCGAGUUCCCCAAGCCGCCGCCGUUUCUUAAUAUACAAAAAAUCUAUCCUAGUCGAACGUUUAAGGCGAGCAACGCUGCCCAGACGCCCAGCAACAACAACAUCAGCAUCAACAACAACAUAACGGCUGUCUGCAACAACAAUGCCAGCACAAAUGCAGCGGCUCCGGGGGGAGUUACACUGCCGCCAGCGCUGAAGCCAGCCUAUGCACCUCUGAAGAAGCAUCGGGCACCAGCACCACCGCCCCAAGCAGGCGUGGCCGCUGCUGCAGUGUCCGUGAUCCGGCAAUCCAGUUUCCUCUACGGCGGCGGAGCAGCCGGAACGGCCGGCAGUGGCUCCCCCGUUCGACCGCAAUCCCAGGCGGCGGGGAGUGUGGCGCGCAACUCGACGGUCUGCUGAGGUCCCUCAUGUCCAUGAGUUGUACCUAAAUGCGGAUAAACGGAUAUGUGGUACGGAGUGAUUGUGCAAAAGCCUAUUGUUCAAAGUUCUAGGAAAAGUGCAUAAAAUAAAAGAGGAACAAUAUAA